CCACUCCUCCAAGUUUCCAAAUUCCUCUUUCCCUCUCUUUAGUACUCAAACUUGGAUUUUUCAAAGCCUUUGUUAGAAAUUUCUAAAGUGAAAGCAACACCUAUCCUUUUUCCUCUUCUUGUCAUCAUUUGCCUUGAUAUAUAUACACAAAUUAACAUGGCUGACAACCCUUCUAAUGUACAGUGUUCACCAUUAUCAUCAUCAUCACCACCACCUCCUCCACCACCACCACCAACUCAACAGUCUACUCAUCAGUGUGGAUCCAAUGAACCACAGCCAGACCCUCCACCAUCCCUACAAAUGCCUCAAGUGACAUCACCGGUCACCGGGAAGCACCCGGCAUACCGGGGAAUACGUAGCCGUAGCAGCAAAUGGGUAUCAGAGAUUCGAGAGCCUCGCAAGACCAACCGUAUUUGGCUCGGAACUUAUCCUACUCCAGAGAUGGCUGCUGUCGCAUAUGAUGUCGCCGCCUUGGCUCUACGAGGUGCUGAAGCAAUUCUCAACUUCCCUGAUGCUAUUGCCACUCGACCCGUUCCAGCUUCUAAUUCUCCUUCUGAUAUACGUGCGGCCGCGUCUGCUGCAGCUAGAGCUGCAGUUACAGCUACUGCUGCAACAGUUGUACAUAAAGAAGAGGAAAGUUAUAAUCUUGGACUUAAACUCAACAAAGACGAAGCUGAAAGCAGCGAGUUUGUGGAUGAAGAUGAGAUGUUUGAUAUGCCUCAAUUAUUAGUUAACAUGGCUGAAGGCAUGCUUAUGAGCCCUCCAAGAUUGAGCCCUCCUGGCUCUGAUGAUUCACCGGAGGUUUCCGAAGCUGAGAGCUUAUGGAGCUACCAUUGAAAUUUAUCAAUGAUUAUGAUGAUGAUGAUGAUGAUGAUGAUGAUGAUUAGUUAUUCAAGCUGAAAAAACAGGCAAAAUUAAUUUGAUCAAAAUUUUUGCAUACAAUAGGGAAUGAUAUUUCAGUUUGCUGUUAUUGUUGUUCUCAUGACAUUGAUUAGGGUUUCAUAUACGUACGUACAUCUGGUUUUAAUUUGUUAAUUGCUUUUCCAUUGAACUUCAACAUUAUACUUUCAUUUACCUUCAACUUUCUCUUUUACAAUUCACUUGCCAAAAACAAGCGUUUGCCUACCAAUCUUUUAAAGCUCUUUGUCGUUACUUUCCUGAAAUCUCUCUCUCUCUAUAUAUAUACAUAUAUAUAUAUAUAUAUUAACAUGCAGGCAUUAUUCUAUCUUCUUCUGAGUGAGUUCUGACUACAAGGGAAAACACCAUGCAGUGUGGUCUGAGAAUGGGUGAAGGACUGGUUGCUAAGAGGGAGAUGUUUUUUAUCUCUUACUUUGGAGAGAAAGUGUUGCUAUAAAACUAGGAGAAAAGAAAAACCCUAGCUAGAGCACAGUGAUGAAUAGUAAGAAAGAAGAAAGCUCUGAAAGGCCAUUGAAGGGCAGAACGAAUUGAAUUUAUUGACAAGUUGCCUGCCAAAUUCAUUGUAGUGAGUAAAAGAUAAUACUAGAUAUGUCCCCCAAAGCUAUAUAAGAUACAAAGCUUCUCAGCCUAUUCAUAUAAAUUUCUUUUGGCCUUAAGCUGAGACAAAUAUGUCAGGUUUCCAGAACUCAUGGUCAAUCUAUGCUCUGACCUUCAGCUGAUUUACUGUUCAUCUUUUGAAUAUAAA
Dioscorea cayenensis subsp. rotundata (Guinea yam) is the source of this 1663-nucleotide messenger RNA. Its product is annotated as ethylene-responsive transcription factor ERF024-like. Bases 157 to 837 code for a protein of 226 amino acids. Gene Ontology annotation, molecular function: DNA binding; DNA-binding transcription factor activity. Gene Ontology annotation, biological process: regulation of DNA-templated transcription. NCBI's taxonomy places the organism in Eukaryota, Viridiplantae, Streptophyta, Magnoliopsida, Dioscoreales, Dioscoreaceae. The record is from RefSeq and is a predicted model, not a curated record. The transcript has a single exon.